UCAUUCCCAGUCCAACUCUUGCCCUGUAUGCGAUAACCUUUGAUCGUAAGUAAAAACAAAGGCAGAAAAAGGGGAAAGGGGCAAAAGAAAAAGAAAAAGAAAAAAACUGUUAAAUUAGAAACUCUGAGUUCGUACUGUGUGAGCUCUGUCAAGUUCCAAAAAGUCAUGCCCAUUUUCCUAACGAAACCCUAAUCCCCUUUCAUUAUCUUCCGUUCGCUUCCUAUCUCGGCCCAUGGAGCACGAAGACCCUCGAAACGGGGAGUCGAAUCACCGAAACUCUAAAAAACCCAAAAUUUCCUCCAAGUUUAUAUCGGAAUCCGAAAUCCGAGACGAGUUCUCCCACCACCAGCCAGGUGUCGCUCGAAUCAACAACGGGAGUUUCGGUAGCUGCCCCGGUUCGGUUCUUGAGGCUCAACGCCAGUGGCAGCUCCAGUACCUCCGACAACCUGAUGGUUUUUACUUUAAUACCCUUCGUAACAGAAUAACGGCGUCGCGAAAAAUCAUUAAGGACCUCAUCAACGCCGACUACGUCGACGAGGUUUCCCUCGUGGACAACGCCACAACCGCCGCCGCCAUCGUCCUCCAACAGAUCGGCCGUAGUUUUGCCGAAGGAAAGUUUCAGAAAAAUGACACUGUUUUAAUGCUCCACUGCGCAUUCCAAGCCGUUAAAAAAUCAAUUCAAGCGUAUGUCACGCGUGCCGGUGGCUCCAUCACCGAGGUACGGUUACCAUUCCCGGUAAAUUCUGAGGAAGAAAUCAUUUCGGAAUUCAAAAAAUCAAUCGAGAAAGGCAAAUCUAACGGUAGAAAGAUAAGGUUAGCUAUUAUCGACCAUAUUACAUCAAUGCCAUCGGUUGUUAUUCCUGUAAAAGAAUUAGUUAGGAUUUGUAGAGCGGAAGGAGUGGAGCAGGUUUUUGUAGAUGCGGCUCAUGCGAUUGGGAGCGUGAAAGUAGAUGUUAAAGAAGUUGGAGCUGAUUUUUAUGUUAGUAAUUUACAUAAAUGGUUUUUUUGCCCGCCUUCGGUAGCAUUUUUAUAUUGUAAAAAGUCUAAUUUAUCAUCUGAUAUGCAUCACCCUGUUGUUUCACAUGAGUAUGGAAAUGGAUUGCCAAUAGAAAGCGCCUGGAUUGGGACGAGGGAUUAUAGUUCUCAGUUGGUGGUUUCUGCAGUUUUGGAGUUUGUCAACCGGUUUGAAGGAGGGAUUGAGGGGAUAAUGAAGAGGAACCAUGAGGAAGUGGUGAAAAUGGGAAAGAUGUUGGCAGAGUCUUGGGGGACAAAUCUAGGGUCGCCUCCAGAGAUGUGUGCAGGGAUGAUUAUGGUUGGUUUGCCUUCAAGGUUGUGUCUUAAUAGUGAGGAGGAUGCCUUGAGGCUGAGGUCACAUUUACGGGAUUGUUAUGAGGUUGAAGUUCCAAUUUUUUAUCAGGCUGUGAAGGAUGGGGAGGAGGGAGUUAGGGAUAAGGAUGGGUUUAUUACAGGAUAUGCUAGAAUUUCUCAUCAGGUUUAUAAUACGUUGCAGGAUUAUGAGAAAUUUAGGGAUGCUAUUAAUCAGUUAGUUGAUGAUGGGAAAGCUUGCAAAAUGCUUUUGAUUGAAUGAAGAGGUAGUCAUAAAGAUUGGAGCAGCCUUCCAUGGAAUAACAUCUGUGUUUUGCCAUUUUUCCGAUGCAUGUGGCUUCUCACAGUUUUUAGAGAACCAAAAAUUUGGCAAGGAGCACCGCGCAAUAAGUGGUUAUAAGUGCUUCUUACUUCUUAGAACUGCAAAAGCGUUUGUAAGAAACUUUGGCCAAUGUAGUGUGACAUGCUAGUGUCUGGGGCAUUGUGAGUUUGUGGUCUCAAUCCCUGUAGUUAUGACAAUAAAUCUAUGAAUGCCAGCAUUUUUUUAGCAGUUAACCUGCUUUCAAGCUAAUUUGAUUUUUC
Messenger RNA from Theobroma cacao (cacao), 1908 nucleotides. It is a transcript of the gene LCD, whose product is annotated as Pyridoxal phosphate (PLP)-dependent transferases superfamily protein. Lineage: Eukaryota; Viridiplantae; Streptophyta; Magnoliopsida; Malvales; Malvaceae. The record is from RefSeq and is a predicted model, not a curated record.